Molecule: messenger RNA, 8288 nt
Organism: Oncorhynchus nerka (sockeye salmon)
Lineage: Eukaryota; Metazoa; Chordata; Actinopteri; Salmoniformes; Salmonidae
Product: protein EFR3 homolog B-like
Exons: 22
Coding region: 190-2775 (861 amino acids)
Biological process (GO): protein localization to plasma membrane
Cellular component (GO): plasma membrane
Source: RefSeq, a predicted model, not a curated record
CUGCUAUAGAGCACUCAGUCUUUCUCUCUCUACCCCUGCAUUUUUCAGACACCCCAUCCUCUCUUCCAUUCUUCAUCCUCUCCUUCCUCUUUCGAUUGCUUGGUGACCUCUGGUCUGCUUGUCACUUUUUGAGCCCUUUGACCUUUAACCCCAGGGAGUGCCGGGAGACCAGCAAUUCCUCAGGACAAGAUGCCCCUGACCCUCCCCGGUCUCCCUCGUCUCCCUCGUUGUCUCCCCCGCCUCCCGUCUCUUCCCAGGCUGCAUGGUGUGCCCAUGCCCCAUCUGCCCAUUCCGCCUGGCCUCUGCCAGGGGCCUCAGAGGCUGCUGCUGGACUGCACCUCUGUCCUGGACCAUCUCCCGGUCUCAGGUGUGUGUGGAUGCUGUGGGGCUUUGAGACCUCGCUAUAAGAGGCUGGUGGACAACAUCUUCCCAGAGGACCCAGAGGAUGGUCUCGUGAAGGUAAACAUGGAGAAGCUAACGUUCUAUGCUCUGUCAGCUCCAGAGAAGUUGGACCGUAUCGGAGCCUACCUCUCCGAGAGACUGUCCAGAGACGUGGCCCGACACAGAUACGGAUAUGUGUGUAUAGCCAUGGAGGCGUUGGACCAGCUGUUGAUGGCGUGUCACUGUCAGAGCAUCAACCUGUUUGUGGAGAGUUUCCUCACUAUGGUCCGCAAGCUGCUGGAGGCUGACAAACCCAACCUUCAGAUACUAGGAACCAACUCAUUUGUGAAGUUUGCCAACAUCGAGGAGGACACUGCGUCGUACCACCGCAGUUACGACUUCUUCGUGUCGCGUUUCAGCGAGAUGUGUCACUCCAGCUACGAAGAUCCCGAUGUACGCACCAAGAUCCGUAUGGCAGGUAUCCGUGGUCUCCAAGGUGUGGUAAGAAAGACAGUGAGGGAUGAGUUGCAGGCUAACAUAUGGGAGCGUCAACACAUGGACAAGAUAGUCCCCUCUCUACUGUUCAACCUGCAGGACCCCACAGACAGUGGUUCCCCUGGCUGUGAGAAGGAGAGUCCAGCUGAGUUGACUGAGAGAUGCUUCAGAGAGCUGCUGGGUAGAGCUGCCUACGGGAACAUUAAGAACGCUAUCAAACCUGUACUAAUGCACCUGGAUAACCAUUCUCUGUGGGAGGGGAAGAGCUUUGCUGUUCGCUGCUUCAAGAUCAUCAUGUACUCGAUCCAGUCACAGCAUUCUCACCUGGUUAUUCAGCAGCUGCUGGGUCAUCUAGAUGCCAACAGUAAGAGUACAGCCACAGUGCGUGCUGGGAUAGUGGAGGUCCUGUCUGAGGCUGCUGUCAUUGAGGCCAGUGGCUCUGUGGGCCCAACAGUGCUGGAGGUAUUUAACACCCUGUUGAAACAGUUGAGGCUGAGUGUGGACUAUGAACUGACUGGAAGCUGUGACCCAUAUUGCAACAACAAGACAACUACUGACCAGGAGAGACAACUACAGGAGGCUGUCAUCAAGACCAUCGGAUCCUUUGCCAACACGUUGCCGAUCUACCAGAGGGCAGAGGUCAUGCUGUUCAUCAUGGGGAAGAUCCCUGUUCCUGGGAUAUACCCUGCCCUGGGCUCACCUAUCGCUGGGUUUGAAGGCAGUAGGAUGAUCCAAGUCAUGCUGUUGAAGUCUUUACUGCAGGUGACAGAGCGGUAUGAGAGUAGUAACAUGUUGGCAGCUCUGCCCUCGUCCUUCUUGGAGCCUCUCCUCUCCUUCACUCUGAUGGAAGAUCCUGAGAUACGACUGCUGGUACUCUCCAUACUCAUCAGCCUCAUAGACAGACACCAGAACACACACAAGUUCACUUUCCUCAGCAUCCUUUCAGAUAUCUCAGUUCUCAAGCUGAAGGUGGACAAGUGUUCCAGACAGGACAACCUCUUCAUGAAGAAGCAUGGCCAGCGUCUAUACAGACACAUCUUCCUGACUUGUUCAGAAGAGAACAGUGGGCGGAGCCACUACCAGGCUCUCUACACCCUAUUGGCUCUCCUCAGCGUGGAACUGGCCAAUGAGGAAGUGGUGGUGGACCUGAUACGCCUGGCCCUCGCACUGCAGGACCUUGCCUUGGCCAAUGAUGAGAGACUAUCUCUGUAUAAUCGCUGUGCUGUCCACGCCCUCUCUGCUGCCUACCUCAGCCUCAUCUCUCAACUCACCACUGUCCCUGCAUUCUGCCAGCACAUCCAAGAAGUGAUAGAGCUGAGACAGAAGGAGGUACCCUACCUGCUGCCAGAAGACAUCUUUAUUGAAAACCCCAGAGUUCCAGAGUCUCUAGAGCGAGUGGAGGGAGAGGUUUUGUUCCAGCAGUUUCAGAUCGCUGAGGUGCUGGGAGGAAGUGGCUACAACAUAGAAAUCCUGAACACACCGUUCACACCCCAGAUCACAGAUGAGGAUCGCCUGUCGAAGAGGAAAAGUAUAGGAGACACCAUCUCUCUUCAGAUGGACAUGGAUCCACGAUAUAGCCCAGAGAGAGAACAGAAGUCUCCAGCAGAACAGAUCACCUUUGAGACUCUGAAGAAUGCCAUCGUGGAUAGUGUGAAUGGCGAAGAGCAGGAGAGGGAGAAGAGGAGACUGGUGGUAGAGAGGUUUCAGACCGCCCCCUUCGAGGAGAUCGCUGCCCACUGUGGGGCCAAGUCCUCCCUGCUACAGAGUAAGCUGGACCAGAUCUUUGAGCUGACAAUCAGGCCGCCUCCCAGUCCAUCUGGCUCCGCCUCCCAAGGCCAGACCCCCACCCGCUCUGUUCCUGUUUACGAGAUGAAGUUCCCUGACCUCUGUGUUUACUAGACACAAAACACACACACAAAACACUCUCACACACACCCUGACCUCUGUGUCUACUAGAGACACACACACACACACACACAAAACACUCUCACACACACCCUGAUCUCUGUGUAUACUAGAGACACACACUCACACACACACACACACACACACACACACACACACACACACACACACACACACACACCGGUCUGUAUCCUGGUCUGUCCUGGUAUGUUCCCCACUGUUGUCUCUCUCUAGUGGGGACAAUCUGUAGAAUCCCUGUUGUCUCUCUCUAGUGUGGACAAUAUGUAGAAUCCCUGUUGUCUCUCUCUAGUGGGGACAAUCUGUAGAAUCCCUGUUGUCUCUCUCUAGUGGGGACAAUCUGUAGAAUCCCUGUUGUCUCUCUCUAGUGGGGACAAUCUGUAGAAUCCAUGUUGUCUCUCUCUAGUGGGGACAAUCUACAUAAUCCCUGUUGUCUCUCUCUAGUGGGGACAAUAUGUAGAAUCCCUGUUGUCUCUCUCUAGUGGGGACAAUCUGUAGAAUCCCUGCUGUCUCUCUCUAGUGGGGACAAUCUACAGAAUCCCUGUUGUCUCUCUCUAGUGGGGACAAUCUACAGAAUCCCUGUUGUCUCUCUCUAGUGGGGACAAUCUACAGAAUCUCUGUUGUCUCUCUCUAGUGGGGACAAUCUACAGAAUCCCUGUUGUCUCUCUCUAGUGGGGACAAUCUGUAGAAUCCCUGUUGUCUCUCUCUAGUGGGGACAAUCUGUAGAAUCCCUGUUGUCUCUCUCUAGUGGGGACAAUCUACAGAAUCCCUGUUGUCUCUCUCUAGUGGGGACAAUCUACAGAAUCCCUGUUGUCUCUCUCUAUUGCGGACAAUCUGUAGAAUCCCUGUUGUCUCUCUAGUGGGGACACUAUGCAGGAUCCCUGUUGUCUCCCUCUAGUGGGGACAAUCUGUAGAAUCCCCGUUGUCUCUCUAGUGGGGACAAUCUGUAGAAUCCCUGUUGUCUCUCUCUAGUGGGGACAAUCUGUAGAAUCCCUGUUGUCUCUCUCUAGUGGGGACAAUAUGUAGAAUCCCUGUUGUCUCUCUCUAGUGGGGACAAUAUGUAGAAUCCCUGUUGUCUCUCUCUAGUGGGGACAAUCUGUAGAAUCCCUGUUGUCUCUCUCUAGUGGGGACAAUAUGUAGAAUCCCUGUUGUCUCUCUCUAGUGGGGACAAUAUGUAGAAUCCCUGUUGUCUCUCUCUAGUGGGGACAAUAUGUAGAAUCCCUGUUGUCUCUCUCUAGUGGGGACAAUAUGUAUAAUCCCUGUUGUCUCUCUCUAGUGGGGACAAUCUGUAGAAUCCCUGCUGUCUCUCUCUAGUGGGGACAAUAUGUAGAAUCCCUGUUGUCUCUCUCUAGUGGGGACAAUCUGUAGAAUCCCUGUUGUCUCUCUCUAGUGGGGACAAUCUGUAGAAUCCCUGUUGUCUCUCUCUAGUGGGGACAAUAUGUAGAAUCCCUGUUGCCUCUCUCUAGUGGGGACAAUCUGUAGAAUCCCUGUUGUCUCUCUCUAGUGGGGACAAUCUGUAGAAUCCCUGCUGUCUCUCUCUAGUGGGGACAAUCUACAUAAUCCCUGUUGUCUCUCUCUAGUGGGGACAAUAUGUAGAAUCCCUGUUGUCUCUCUAGUGGGGACAAUCUACAUAAUCCCUGUUGUCUCUCUCUAUUGGGGACAAUCUGUAGAAUCCCUGCUGUCUCUCUUUAGUGGGGACAAUCUACAGAAUCCCUGUUGUCUCUCUCUAGUGGGGACAAUCUGUAGAAUCCCUGUUGUCUCUCUCUAGUGGGGAUAAUCUACAUAAUCCCUGUUGUCUCUCUCUAUUGCGGACAAUCUGUAGAAUCCCUGUUGUCUCUCUAGUGGGGACACUAUGCAGGAUCCCUGUUGUCUCCCUCUAGUGGGGACAAUCUGUAGAAUCCCUGUUGUCUCUCUCUAGUGGGGACAAUCUGUAGAAUCCCUGUUGUCUCUCUCUAGUGGGGACAAUCUGUAUAAUCCCUGUUGUCUCUCUCUAGUGGGGACAAUAUGUAGAAUCCCUGUUGUCUCUCUAGUGGGGACAAUCUGUAGAAUCCCUGUUGUCUCUCUCUAGUGGGGACAAUAUGUAGAAUCCCUGUUGCCUCUCUCUAGUGGGGACAAUCUGUAGAAUCCCUGUUGUCUCUCUCUAGUGGGGACAAUCUGUAGAAUCCCUGCUGUCUCUCUCUAGUGGGGACAAUCUACAUAAUCCCUGUUGUCUCUCUCUAGUUGGGACAAGCUGUAGAAUCCCUGUUGUCUCUCUCUAGUGGGGACAAUCUGUAGAAUCCCUGUUGUCUCUCUCUAGUGGUGACAAGCUGUAGAAUCCCUGUUGUCUCUCUCUAGUGGGGACAAUCUGUAGAAUCACUGUUGUCUCUCUCUAGUGGGGACAAUCUGUAGAAUCCCUGUUGUCUCUCUCUAUUGGGGACAAUCUGUAGAAUCCCUGUUGUCUCUCUCUAGUGGGGACAAUCUGUAGAAUCCCUGUUGUCUCUCUCUAGUGGGGACAAGCUGUAGAAUCCCUGUUGUCUCUCUCUAGUGGGGACAAUCUGUAGAAUCCCUGUUGUCUCUCUCUAGUGGGGACAAUCUGUAGAAUCCCUGUUGUCUCUCUCUAGUGGGGACAAUCUGUAGAAUCCCUGUUGUCUCUCUCUAGUGGGGACAAUCUGUAGAAUCCCUGUUGUCUCUCUCUAGUGGGGACAAUCUGUAGAAUCCCUGUUGUCUCUCUCUAGUGGGGACAAUCUGUAGAAUCCCCUCCAUUGAAAUACCAAUGGAACACCCCAACCUCUCUCUAUUGGGGACAAUCUGUAGAAUCCCUGUUGUCUCUCUAGUGGGGACAAUCUGUAUAAUCCCUGUUGUCUCUCUCUAGUGGGGACAAUCUGUAGAAUCCCUGUUGUCUCUCUCUAGUGGGGACAAUGUGUAGAAUCCCUGUUGUCUCUCUCUAUUGGGGACAAUCUGUAGAAUCCCCUCCAUUGAAAUACCAAUGGAACACCCCAACCUCUCUCUAUUGGGGACAAUCUGUAGAAUCCCCUCCAUUGAAAUACCAAUGGAACACCCCAACCAUCAUUGCAUGUAAUCAAUGCUGUUGUGUGUUUGUAUACAGCAAUAACUCUAUAUAGUUCAGCAAUAAUGUGACAUCACAAGAUUAUACAGAAAGUCUGUAUGUGUGUGCGUACAUACGUUGUACAUUCACGUGUUACUACUGAAUGUGAACCAGUGACUAAAGUGAAUGUUAUUGAGUGUUUGACACUGUGAUGUGCAUCCCAUGUACUGAGGAGUGGACCACAAAAGCAGGACCCCACCGUCAGCAAAGAUAACUUUAAGUUACUAAGAAUAUAGUAUAUUGUUUUAAUUUAUACAAUUUCACUUUUAAAUCGGUCUUCAGUAUGAACCACAGAAAGUUAGCAGGCUGAUUCUUUGAUUCUGUUUUGUGACAUCAUACCCCCCUGAACUAACCCACUGUGUACUAAUAUCAAUCAAACAACAGUGUCCGUAUCCAAUCUACUCUAUGAUAUUCUAUUCUAUUCUGCUCUGGUGUACUCUACUCUUCUCUAUUCUAUUCUACACUACAUUGAACUCCUCUACUCCACUAUAUUCUACUAUAUUCUACUCUUUUCUAUUCUGCUCCAUUCUGCUCUACUCUACUAUAUUCUACUCUACUCUGUUCUGCUCUACUCUACUCUACUCUACUAUAUUACUCUACUCUACUAUAUUCUACUCUACUCUAUUCUGCUCUACUCUACUCUACUAUAUUCUACUCUACUCUACUAUAUUCUACUCUAAUAUAUUCUACUCUACUAUAUUCUACUCUACUCUACUCUACUAUAUUCUACUCUACUCUAUUCUACUCUGUUUUAUUCCACUCUACUCUAUUCUAUGCUACUCUCUUCUACUCUGUUAUAUUCCACUCUACUAUAUUCUACUCUAAUCAAUUAUAUUUUACUCUACUCUAUUCUACUCUAUUAUAUUCUACUCUACUCUAUUCUACUCUACUUCAUUCUACUCUAUUAUAAUAUAUUAUACUCUUCUCUACUCUAUUAUAUUCCUUUCUACUCUACUAUAUUCUACUCUACUCUAUUAUAUUCUACUCUAUUCCAUUCUUCUCUACUCUACUCUAUUCUACUCUACUAUUUUAUAUUCUACUCUACUUUAUUCUACUCUAUUCUUCUCUUUUCUACUCUACUAUAUUCUAUUCUACUCUAUUAUAUUCUACUCUACUCGCUUCUACUCUAUUAUACUCUACUCUACUCUAUUCUACUCAUUCUACGCUACUCUAUUAUAUUCUACUCUACUCUGCUAUAUUCUACUCUACUCUUUUCAACUAUAUUCUACUCUACUCUAUUCUACGCUAUUCCACUCUACUCUAUUAUAUUAUACUCUAUUCUACACUUCUCUAUUCUACUCUAUUCUACUCUACACUAAUUUAUUAUACUCUAUUCUAUUACAUUCAACUCUAUUAUAUUAUAUUUUACUCUAUUCUACUCUUUUCUACUCUACUAUAUAUAUUUUACUCGGCCCUACUUUAUUCUACUCUAUUCUACUCUUUUCUACUCUACUAUAUUCUAUUCUACUCUACUCUGCACUACUUUAUUCUACUCUUCCAUUAUAUUAUAUUCUACUCUAUUCUACUCUACUCUACACUACUUUAUUCUACUCUUCUAUUAAAUUAUAUUCUAGUCUAUUCUAUUAUAUCCUACUCUAUUAUUAUAUUAUACUCUAUUCUACCCUUUUCUACUCUACUAUUUUAUAUUCUACUUCAUUCUACUCUAUUCUAAUCUUUUCUACUCUACUGUAUUCUAUUCUACUCCACUCUACCAUUUUAUAUUCUACUCUACUUCAUUCUACUCUAUUCUACUCUUUUCUACUCUACUAUAUUCUACUCUACUCACUGUGUCAGUGUAAUCUCUGUUUCCAGUAAUAUUCUGAAUGUCAAUAUUUAAUCAAACUCUGAAAACAGAAUCCUGUCAAACAAGACAUGCAGAGUGAUGCUGUGACGUCUUGUUUGAGAUCUGAUACUGGAUGCUCUGAUGUUUUGUUCUCAGCGUGCGUGUGUGUGUGUGUGUGGGUGUGUGUGUGUGUGUGUGUGUGUGUGUGUGUGUGUGUGUGUGUGUGUAAGGCAAAGUGUCUCUUUCAGUUCAUCUGUUGUAGUUGUUAUACUGAAACCAAUCUAGUCACAAUAUUCAUGACAAAUCAUAGCAAAAUCAUUGAUUUGUUCUAGUUGAUGAAUGUUGGUGAUGGUGUGUGAUUCAAUGCUUUUGUUCCUUGGUAUUAUCAUGAUCAUGCAUUGAAACCUAUUCUGUUAUUGGACCUCUGUGUAUGUCCCUACCAGUCCCAUGUCGGCAUUGGUUUGUACACCUGUCUGUUGAAGUGUGUGUGUGUGUGUGUGUGUGUGUGUGUGUAUGUGUUGUCUUACUCUUCCCUGACUCUGUGAUGUUAUGUCUAAUUGUUUCUCUCUGUCACAGCUGUACAUAGAAUAAUGAAUAUACAAUUAAAAUAUAGAAUUUUAA